AUGGCGGAGAACAUUGAUCCGCGACUGCAGCAAUUCAGCUCUCUGCCCCCGCGUUCUCUGGCGCAGCAGUCGUACACGACCGGUCCGGCGCAGCCACUGCAAAACAGCGCGACUCCAUACUACCUCCCCACACCAAACAAUGCGCCGACGCGGCCGAGCAACAUCGACCCGGCUUUCGAGCAGACAUCACCGACUGGUCCAGAAGAAUCGCACGACGAGGACGACCACGAUGACGGCGAUCUCGAUGGCAUUACGACCCCACCGACCCGAAAGCGCCAGAAGAAGGCCGACAGUCGAGUUGCCGAGCUAGAGCGCAAGAUCGAUGCAUUGACCGCCACCCUGCAUGCGCAAAAGGGUGCUCCAGAGCCCAGAAACUACCCGGGCAUGCCACAGUAUGAGGGUGGUCCCACACCAUACCCACAACCAGAGGGAGGUUUCAGAGCCGGCAGUAUAGUGCACGACUGGUCGAAUGCACCUUCGGCACAGGAGCGUUACCCAGACAUACCGCCCGGGUACGGUCCUGCCCAGAGCAUGCAACGUGGGCCGGAUAACAAGCGGAGGAAGCUGGUCGACGGGAGCAGUCAUACUGCCACAAUACCCGAAGAUAUGGACGCGGUUCACCGUGAUCUGAUUGAGCAUAUCGACAUGAAGCGCACCGGAAGGAAGGGCAUCCACACCGAUCACUCAAAUAUAAAUACGUUGAUCGAUAGUCUCAUGACUCCAGAAACCGCGGAGCGCAUCUUCCAGAGAUACGUGAACGAGAUAUGUCCGCAUUUUCCUGCAGUGCCCUUUCCGGCGGGUACCACUGCACGAGAGCUGAGGGAGAAGAAGCCGUUGCUUUUUCUGUCAAUUUUGGCCGGCUCAUCACACGGAGCUGCGGAACAGCUGGUUUCCCAGGACGUACAGCGUGAUCUCACUAAAAUCCUCAAGGACCAAUUUGCCGAUAUCAUCUGGCGAAAUGGCGAAAAGUCUCUGGAAGUGGUCCAAGCGCUGCAAGUCGGCGUGCUAUGGUACCGACCGCCACUGCAUUACGAGCAGCAUAACUUCUAUAUGAUGGUCAACUGUGCCGCAGUCAUGGCACUUGAUCUUGGUCUCGGGAGAAGGAACACACCAACUGUCAUGAAAUUAGCCGUGGGCCCUUUCCGUCGAUGUCACCCGAACACCAGUAGCAUCGAGUCACGCAGGACGUUCCUUGUCUGCUACUACCUCUGCAUGAGCAUCACCAUGGUACUCCGGAGACCAAUUCUGUUGCGAUGGACCAAAUAUAUGGAGGAAAGCGUGAAACUUCUCGAGACUUCUCCCGAGGCGCUUCCUUCGGAUAAGAUUCUCUGCCAGCACGUGAAGAUGGCGCAUAUCGGCGAGAACAUAUCUGUGCAAUUUUGCAUGGAUGACCCUUCUGUGGAGGUGGCUAUAUCAGAGCCCAAGGUCAUUUACGCUUUGAAAAUAUUCGAGAAUGAACUCCAACAACUUAGGGACGAUAACGCGUCUCUAUUCAAGGAUGUUGAUCCCGCUCUGCGACUUGCUGAGCAUGUUACGAAUCUGUAUAUGCACGAGAUUGCGUUACAUCACAAUCAAAGCCCUGCUGAUUUUCAGCCACCUUUUCCACAGGAAACAUUUGCCUCUGGUGUGUCUUCCAAGGAAGCUGUAGGCCCUGCUCAUAUCGGCGCGCUUGGCGAAUGUCUCACGGCCACGCACGGCAUUCUCGAUACUAUUCUCAGCGUGCCUCUCGACACCCUACUUACAUUACCUGUUAUUUUUUGCGUGCGAGCAAUCUACGCGAUCGUAUGCUUGAUGAAAAUGUGGGUAUCUGUUACGAGCUCGGGCGAAGUUGGGAACUUUAUCAACAAGGAUCUUCUGCAAAUCGAAGCCUACACCGAGCGCUUGGUCACAAUGUUCAACGCCAUAGUAUCUCGCGAUGCACAGUCCCCACAUGGCAAGUUUUAUUUCGUGGCGAAGCGAUUACAGGAGCGUUUCGCCCAUAUUAAGGAGGGGGCAUCGAAGACCGAGCAUUCGUCGGAUGGGAACGAGGACUCGCGCUCCUCGACUACCAAAUCGACGUCCAAGCCACGUUCGCGCCAAUCGUCCCAAAACCAGACACCCCUUCACCUACUCUCCGAGGUCGCAAUGGGAAGCAGCAACACCGCCCCUUCCCAACCCGUGUCCCAAGCCCCCUCCCAGCCGCAACAACAGCAGCAAGCGCAGGCUCAGAUGCAGCAGACACAGGCGCCGCCACAAGCAUUGCAAAGCUGGUAUCCAGGUAUGCCAAAUCAGCAGCUUGCGCCGGAUAUUAUGGGCAUGCCGCAGGGCAAUUUCGAUCCGAACUUCGACUUCACUCAGUUCGAUUUGAGCACGGGCUCGGACGCUGAUCUGAGUGCACUGUUCAUUCCUGACAGCAUGAUGUGGAACUUCCCACUGGGUAGUAUGCAAGGGUACGGUAGCUUCUAG
Messenger RNA from Didymosphaeria variabile, 2445 nucleotides. RefSeq lists its product as uncharacterized. The record is from RefSeq and is a predicted model, not a curated record. Bases 1 to 2445 code for a protein of 814 amino acids. NCBI's taxonomy places the organism in Eukaryota, Fungi, Ascomycota, Dothideomycetes, Pleosporales, Didymosphaeriaceae. Gene Ontology annotation, cellular component: nucleus. Gene Ontology annotation, molecular function: DNA-binding transcription factor activity, RNA polymerase II-specific; transcription cis-regulatory region binding; zinc ion binding. Gene Ontology annotation, biological process: regulation of DNA-templated transcription; DNA-templated transcription. The transcript has 5 exons.